CGAAGAUCUUCAUCCCAAGAUCUUGCGACCUCUUCAGAUCUCUCCCACCCUUUCAAUUCUACCCUUCUCUCCAGGGUCUCGAUCCUCACAGUGCGGCGGGUGUCAUCCGGAACCGUGCGCAUAUUCUCCCUCACAAUGGCCGACUCCGUCUACUCAAAUUACCCUCCCCACCUGAACCCCGCACAGAAGGAGUUCCUCGUCCGGACCAUCAAGGAUUGGACCGUCCAACAUGGACUGAUGAUCCGUCCCGCUUCGACGUUCAUCUCGAAGGAGUCGGACCCUCAAGGCGUGGUGGCCACCAGCGCGCCUGUCACCCUGUUCCCCAGCCCUUUCCCCAAGUCUUGCUUCGAAGAGGCGCAGGCCCUCCAGACGGUCUACAACCGGCUCUACGCGGCCAUCACCUGUGAUGAACAAUGGAUUGGGGACAUCAUGGAAGAUCUCAUCGACGUGGACGACUUCAUCUCACACCUGUGGAAAGUUCACCUCGCAGUGAAGGAGGAAGGAUAUGCUCAAUCACUCUCCCUUGGCCUCUACCGUUCAGACUACAUGCCCCACGUCCCGUCGGCCUCGACUCCCCCGUCCUUGAAGCAGGUCGAGUUUAACACCAUUUCCUCCUCCUUUGGCGGGCUGUCUUGCCUUGUCGCCUCCCUUCACACCGAGCUUCUCAACUCGCCACCAGGCCACCCCAUUGCGUAUCCGUCGCACCCGUUGCUCGAUUCGAACCAGCCCCCCGAGAACACUUCGGUGGAGACCCUGUCCGCAGGCUUAGCUGCAGCACACACAGCCUAUGGGGCAUCGAAGUCAUCCCCCGCCCUUCCUACCUGCAUCCUCUUUGUCGUCCAGGAAAACGAAAGAAACGUGUUCGAUCAAUUGGCUCUCUCGAGACAGCUAACAAAGGUUCACAAGGUGCCUGUCUUCCGCCUGCUCAGCUCCGAGGUCUUCGAUCACACGCACAUUCCGGUCUCGAAUCCUUCCCGGCCCCUUAUAUACCGCCCCCCUCACGCCGACGGCGUGGAAUUCGAGGUCACGACGGUAUACCUCCGCUGCUUCUAUACCCCGACAGACUACAAAUCCGAACGGGACUGGGAGGCUCGCACGCACCUGGAGCGCUCCGCGGCCAUCAAAUGCCCCACCGUUUUAAACCAGCUUGCGGGAUGUAAAGUGGUGCAGCAGGUGCUCGCGGAAGACAACGGCCCGGAUCAUCUUGCCAAGUUCCUUGCUGGGACGGACCCAACCACGAUCGCGAGACUACGGGCGACCUUCGCCCCACAACAUGACCUUUCGUCGAGUGGUCGUGGUCGGGAGCUUGCCCUGAAUCCCGCGACCGCCGCGAAUCAUGUUCUCAAGCCCCAGCGUGAAGGUGGCGGCAACAACAUCUACAAGGAGGCCAUUCCCGAGUUCCUGCGAUCCCUCCCAGAGACCGAAUGGAAGCGGUGGAUCCUGAUGGAGCUGAUCCAGCCACCGGCCGAGGCCCAGAACGUGGCUUUGCGACCGGACGGCGAGGUGCUUAGUGGCCAUGUCAUCGGAGAACUGGGCAUCUAUGGAACGAUCCUCUGGGACCAAGCGGGAGGCAAGGUCUUGCACAACGAACAGGGCGGCUGGCUCAUGCGGACCAAGGCCAAGGACGUGAAUGAGGGCGGCGUCGCCACUGGAUUUUCCAGCUUAGACAGUGUGGUUCUCUACUAGGAUCUUGUAUGGUGCAUGCAUAUAUCGUCCGGUUAGAGCACGUUUAUAGAUUAUAGAAAAAUAUCGAAUCACUU
Molecule: messenger RNA, 1760 nt
Organism: Aspergillus ibericus CBS 121593
Lineage: Eukaryota; Fungi; Ascomycota; Eurotiomycetes; Eurotiales; Aspergillaceae
Product: glutathione synthase
Exons: 2
Coding region: 136-1686 (516 amino acids)
Biological process (GO): glutathione biosynthetic process
Cellular component (GO): cytosol
Molecular function (GO): ATP binding; glutathione synthase activity; glutathione binding
Source: RefSeq, a predicted model, not a curated record